AAGCUCUCCUGUGUCAGGGUGGCGUGGAGGCGCUGGGCUGGUGGCAGGGGAGGCAGCAGAGCGGGCUGGGAGUGACAGAGCUCUUCCUUUGUCCCUGCCCUGUGCCCAGGCAAAGCCGAGGAUCCCAGGGGCCCAGGGUCACCCGACUGCCCUCCCUGCGCGUCCUCAUGGAGGCCAUCAGCUUCUCGCGUCCUGGGGUGACUGCUGAGACAGUGAGGAAGCUGAUUUUGGCGGACGCUGAGGCCAAGCAAUACCCCAUCCAGGUCCCCGCAACCAGUGAAGAGGGACUUGGCCACUCAGCGGAGCUGCAUUCAGAAGACCAUGGUGACGAGGCAGUGGAAUGUCAGGUGGAGUGCCAGAAGAGUCACCUUCUGCACACAUCACCCUCGCCACUCACCACUGAGGCAGCAAUAGGCAGACAUGUGGCUGCGCAAGCAGGACAGAGAGAGGUAUCUCACUUUGACCUGCAAGUCGAGCCAUUGCUCCAAGCACUGCUUCACGUAACUCUGGAGCAAGCUUCCCUGGAAGUUACGGUCGAAGAAGAGCUGGCCUACCGGUGGGCCCAGCAGUGCACAUACCUACACCAGUAUAAUGCCGAGCUGGCCGAGCGCCGAGAAGAACAGGAAAGGCGCUACAGAGAGGAGGAGGAGUGUGGCCGGCACCGGUACAUGCAAGGGCAGCAGCAACAGGAGGAGGCGACGCAGAAAACUGCUGCUCGGGCGUUUGCUCAGUGUUACUUGGCAGAUCCCACCCCGUCGCUCUUGAUCAGUCUUCUUGAGAGUGGGGACUUCUGUAACCAGCCAGAGACAGAUAUUGAGACAGAAUUCCUUCCCUGGUGGACAGCAGAAGCGGAAGAAGCACUGGAGACGAGGCUCCUGGGGAAGGCAGGGCUUGACUCUAACUUAAGCCAAGUAACUCGAACUAGCUCCCAAGACCCUAUGGCUCAUCCUUAGUU
Messenger RNA from Rhea pennata, 955 nucleotides. RefSeq names its product radial spoke head protein 3 homolog. Lineage: Eukaryota; Metazoa; Chordata; Aves; Rheiformes; Rheidae. The transcript is spliced from 7 exons. Gene Ontology annotation, cellular component: cilium. The record is from RefSeq and is a predicted model, not a curated record. Bases 168 to 953 code for a protein of 261 amino acids.